GCGACGCGGCCUAGCGCCUCGGUGGCGUCAGUCAGGCCUGGGAUUGUUGGUACAAAAUUACUGGUGCAAAAAGGGGCUUUGUUACUUCAAGACUAUUAGUGGCAGGGCGGGCAGGACAUGCAGUAAUCUUUCGUCGUGUACACUCGCUUUUUUUUUUGGGGGGUGGGGGGGUGGGCCAACCGGUCGGAGCCGCAGACCAUGCCUUUCCUCAGGCCUCGCACCAACCCGCAGACCCUGUGGAGGGAGUGGGACCGAAAGGCGCAGAAGAACGGCCUCAAACGCACCGUCUACUCGGUCAACGGCGACGAGUACACGGGGGAAUGGCGGGACAACAAGAAACACGGAAAGGGAACCCAAAUCUGGAAAGUUAAUGGAGCCAGAUACGAUGGCGAUUGGGAGAAUGGGAAGAGAAAUGGCUUUGGAACAUACAGUAUUCCAGAUCCAGCAACCGGGGAAUACAAAAAAGUAUAUUCAGGAGAAUGGAAACAUGGGAAGAGACAGGGUUUUGGAACAAACUUCAGUUCGGAUGAAGAACUUUUCGAGGGCUACUGGUUCAAUGGGAAGAAAAGUGGUUGGGGGAGGAUGUAUUUCACAGACUGCAGUGUGUACGAAGGAGAGUGGCUCAAUGACAAGCCCAACGGUUAUGGGAUGCUUCGCCUACCCAACGAAAACCGCUACGAAGGUUCCUGGAAAGAUGGGAAGAAGCACGGACAAGGGAAGUUUUUUUACUUCGAGAAAGGCCAAUUCUACAGUGGUGUGUGGAACGAGGACAUUGCAAAGUGUGGAACAAUGAUCGACUUUGGUCGAGAAAAUGCUCUUCAACCAACCUCCUUUCCUAUACCACAGCUCCAAAUGGUGGAUGCCUCUGCAGUUUUAGAGGAAGCUAAGUCAAUGUUUCUGGAGGUGGAAGACGAGAACGUCUAAGAGAUUUCGCCUUUCCAAGUUCGAUCAAUCCUACAUGGUAACCAUGGAAAAAUAAGUGUGUCCACAAGUGAGGCCCAUCAUCAGACUUUCCUGCAUUAAGCACCUGAUUUUUUUUGGUGUGCUCUUACCACGUGUGAAUCAAUCCAAAAACUGAUCUCUCAAAUGAUUGUGCCAAAGACUUCUCUGAUUUGGGCAAUGGAACAUUUGUAUAAAUCAUUUAUUUAAUAAGGGUUUAUAGUAUGAUGUGCAGCAUAUAAAUUGCAUUCCUGGAUGACACAAAUGUAGUUCUAAUUAAUUUACAAAGAGUGCUGGGCCGACCUUUCUAAGUGGCUGGUGGGUCGUGAAGGCUGAUGAGUGAAUGACUGAUCACUCCUAAAUUGUAAUUUUUAUUUGGUCAGCUGGGUGUGACACAUACGGAAA
Callorhinchus milii (elephant shark) is the source of this 1344-nucleotide messenger RNA. It is a transcript of the gene morn3, whose product is annotated as MORN repeat containing 3. The transcript is spliced from 5 exons. NCBI's taxonomy places the organism in Eukaryota, Metazoa, Chordata, Chondrichthyes, Chimaeriformes, Callorhinchidae. The record is from RefSeq and is a predicted model, not a curated record. Bases 199 to 924 code for a protein of 241 amino acids.